Solanum stenotomum is the source of this 2307-nucleotide messenger RNA. RefSeq lists its product as uncharacterized. Bases 79 to 1821 code for a protein of 580 amino acids. Gene Ontology annotation, cellular component: catalytic step 2 spliceosome. The record is from RefSeq and is a predicted model, not a curated record. Gene Ontology annotation, biological process: mRNA splicing, via spliceosome. NCBI's taxonomy places the organism in Eukaryota, Viridiplantae, Streptophyta, Magnoliopsida, Solanales, Solanaceae. Gene Ontology annotation, molecular function: mRNA binding; protein binding. The transcript is spliced from 2 exons.
UGGGAAAAUAUAGUCUCAGCUACAAAACUUUGAUUAUUACUCAAUAUUUCCGAUUUUCACAGUAUCUGUAAAUCCCUAAUGGACCUAUUGCGAUCCUACGCCGAGGACGAUGAAAUCGCUAACCCUAAUUCCCAAUCUUCGCCGGAUUCUUCUCCAAUCCGAAUGCUUCCUUCUAAAUCCGCCGCCCCUAAAGUCGACGACACCAUGCUAGCCCUAACAGUCGCCGGCGAAGCUGCAAGAGCUCAAUCCAAACCCCUUGAUCCGACCCAGCACCUCGUUGGAUUCAACCCGACAUACGAACAACUAUGGGCACCAAUUUGCGGUCCAGCUCACCCGUACGCAAAGGACGGGUUAGCUCAAGGACUCAGAAAUCACAAGCUAGGGUUCGUUGAGGACGCGUCCAUUGAACCCUUUGUAUUUGACGAGCAGUACAAUACUUUUCAGAAGUAUGGGUAUGCUGUUGAUCCCUCUGAAAAUAGCUACAUCGGUGAUUUGGAAAAAAUGAAGGAAUGUGAUGCAAUUUCUGUGUAUAACAUACCACAGCAUGAACAGAAGAAGAGGAAGUUAGAGAAAAAGAAGGAAAAAAUGGAGGAGGAGGAGGGUGAUGAGCAGGACGUGGAUAUGACGGAAGUUGAAAAUCCGUCCACAGACACAUGGUUGAUGAAGAACAGGAAGAGUCCAUGGGCUGGAAAGAAAGAAGGGUUGCAAGUGGAAUUAUCUGAGGAGCAGAAAAAGUAUGCUGAAGAGUAUGCUAAGAAGAAGGGUGAAGAAAGAGGUGGUGAUAAAGAUAAGGCGGAGCCUAUGGUUGAAAAGAGCACAUUUCAUGGUAAAGAGGAAAAGGAUUAUCAGGGCAGGUCUUGGAUUGCUCCACCGAAGGAUGCAAAGGCUGCUAAUGAUCAUUGUUAUAUACCAAAGAGAUUAGUUCAUACUUGGAGUGGACACACGAAAGGGGUUUCAGCUAUUAGGUUUUUCCCUAAGCAUGGUCAUUUGAUUUUGUCAGCUGGGAUGGAUACAAAGGUGAAGAUUUGGGAUGUUUACAAUUCCGGUAAAUGUAUGAGGACUUACAUGGGGCAUACAAAGGCAGUGAGGGAUAUUUGGUUUAGCAAUGACGGGUCGAAGUUUUUGACAGCUGGAUAUGAUAAGUACAUUAAGUAUUGGGAUACAGAAACAGGACAAGUAAUUCAAACCUUCACGACAGGUAAGAUACCCUAUGUGGUGAGGCUUAAUCCUGAUGAGGAUAAGCAGAAUGUACUUUUGGCUGGUAUGAGUGAUAAGAAGAUUGUGCAGUGGGAUAUAAACAGUGGACAGAUUACACAAGAGUACGAUCAACAUCUGGGGGCAGUUAAUACAAUUACCUUUGUGGAUAAUAAUAGGAGGUUUGUGACCUCUAGUGAUGAUAAAUCACUACGUGUUUGGGAAUAUGGUAUUCCGGUUGUUAUUAAGUAUAUAAGUGAACCCCAUAUGCAUUCCAUGCCAUCUAUUUCGCCCCACCCAAAUGGGAAUUGGAUUGCAGCACAAAGUUUGGAUAACCAGAUUCUUAUCUAUAGUACGCGAGAGAGAUUUCAGCUGAAUAAAAAGAAAAGAUUUGCUGGACACAUUGUCGCUGGUUAUGCCUGCCAGGUCAAUUUCUCACCUGAUGGACGGUUUGUCUUCUCAGGAGAUGGUGAAGGCAGAUGCUGGUUUUGGGAUUGGAAAUCGUGUAAGGUCUUCAGAACUCUCAAGUGUCAUGACGGGGUCUGUAUUGGUGCAGAGUGGCAUCCUCUGGAACAAAGUAAAGUUGCUACUUGUGGCUGGGAUGGUUUGAUCAAAUACUGGGACUAGUUUUUGAGCAGCCAUUUCUUCCUGCAUUUAUUUGUGAGGAUAAGUUGUUCAAUAUCGGUUGGCUAGAGGAAUCAAGACUCUUAUAUGCUGUGAGUGGUCAACUCGUCUGGGACACAUUGGCUAAAGGGACCAAGCUAUGAAUGCAUUUGUUGGUCAAUGCUAGUUUUUACCUCUGUAAAACAGGUUUUCUUCUCAGAUGGUUUUCUUUGGUUGAGGUUUCACCACUACUAACAGAGGGACAUGUAACUUUCAGUCAAGUUAUGAUAAUUCUAUAAGACAAGUUAGUUGGAAAAUUAGUUCUUGCAUUUUCCUCUGUCAAUGUCAUGCACGAAUGUAGUUCAUGUUGUAUAUUGUUUUCGUUAUUUCAAUUCCACCCUGGCCUUCCCAACAUGGAUUAUGUUUGAGGAUAUAUAAGUUGCAGUUCUUUCACCUUUUUUCGAUUAAAUUGUAAACGUCCCAGUGUUCCAUAUCACUUUUUUCUUCGAA